This is a messenger RNA of Stylophora pistillata, 2179 nucleotides long. RefSeq names its product DENN domain-containing protein 3-like. Gene Ontology annotation, cellular component: cytoplasmic vesicle. Gene Ontology annotation, molecular function: protein binding. The record is from RefSeq and is a predicted model, not a curated record. Gene Ontology annotation, biological process: regulation of Rab protein signal transduction. NCBI's taxonomy places the organism in Eukaryota, Metazoa, Cnidaria, Anthozoa, Scleractinia, Pocilloporidae.
GAUCAACAGCUUUUAGGACACCAUGACCUACUGUCCUGUAUGAUCCAAACUAAAGAUAGUCAAGGGCAGACCACCGUGUGGAGUGCAGGUCUGAAUGGACAGAUCGUUGGCUGGGAUCCUGUGACCCUUACAGCUAAGAAAGAGCUUCAGGUCAAACUAGAUCAAAGAAAUGGCAAAACGCUCUACUCUAUUGCUGAAGUUGGGGACACAUUCUGGUGUGCAACUAGGUUUAACGUUGUAGUUAUUAAUUACAAUGGAGACGAUAAUGAAGCCAAAACGUUAACUCCCAAGGAAGGCGAGCAGAUGAGCGUAGACACCAUGUGCGCAGUCUCUGAAAAGGAGGUUUGGACAGGGUGUGAUAAAAAGGGCCUUGUCGUUAUCUGGAGCACCAAAACCUACAAAAACAAACACCAUACAGUUUGCGAGUGUAACGGGUUCACGUGCAUGCUGAAAGUGGACGACAGAGUCUGGGCGGGAAGCAAAAAUGGUAACAUCUAUGUCAUAGGCGUCAAACAAUUCAAAGUGAUCAUGGAGUUGUCUCUACACCAGGACCGUGUCCGUUCCAUGUGCCUCACGGACGAGGGAUUCGUUGUCUCGGGUCCCGGAUCACGGGACGGGCGCAUUGCUGUAUGGAAAUCUCAUCUAUUCGAAGAGUGCUCCAAUGUGCAACACUCUAGUCACGAACGUUCAAAAUUUCCCCAACAAAUAAUGGAAGAAAUAAGCACUUGUGGUGAAGAAGGUGGCUUCGCACUUGUUUGUAAGAAAAAGACCGUGAAAGUCGACGUGGAUUGCAACAAAAUCCGCGACAAACCGUCACGACCGACAAACAAGAGAUAAAAAGGUCAAAAGCACUUGAUGAACUCUCGCUGUCAAAACUGACAAAGCUUCACAAAUGUAGGAAGCCAUCUUAGAGGUAGUUAUUGAACAUUUCCAAAAGAUAGAUAUAUUUUGUUCUGUUUUGUAAAUUGGGAAACUCUACUUUACAAAUCAAUCAGGAACGCAUUGCACAAGUAAUGGAAAAGUUACCCUCUUUCUUUUAAUUUCUCUUCUUCCCCUUCCUCUUUUUUUUGGUAUUCCUUGUAGCAGAGCUCUAUCUUUCGUAGUUAAAUCAUUACUUUAUUGAGGAAUGAAAAAUUCAUUCGUUUGAAAGGGAAUAGACCAUUAAAACUUGAUAUAGUCAGUUGAAUCACGUUAUGUACAUUAAUUACUGCCGGCAGUCCAGGUUUACAAUUUUCUUUAGGAAACCAAGAAACGAGAAUAUGGUUUUGUUUGUUCUGUUUUUCGUUUUGUAUACAUCAUCGCUUUUCUGACCGUAAGAAUGUAUUGAUAAAUAACUUCCCCUCGUUUUACGUGUUUAUUUAACAAAUAAAAGAGCUGAGAUUACUAGAUAGUGUGAGAAAUUUUACUUUCAAAGUGACAGAAGAUAUUAUUUACACAUAAAACUUUUAAAGUGAAACCCUCGAAAUACUGUAAUUUACAUGAGAUUAAGUUGAUUUUGCCUUUCCCGAGACGCUGUACAUCUUGGGUUUUAGACGAAUUACACACUCUCAUAAGUCCACUCCACGAGCUCUACAGCUAUAACAAUUAUCGUUUUGAAAUAAAGGAUUUGAAUGGAAUGUUGCUGUGCGACAGUUCAACAAUAGUUUGCAGAUGACUUCAAUAUGCGGUAAGACAAAAAUAGUGGCACACGAGGUGCAGCCGAGUUUGUGACGGAUGCGAGAUAAACACGAUACAAUUCACGGUCCUUUCGGAGCGGAUCUUAUCAAAUUCUUCCACUGUCGAUCUGUAUGUGAUAGUUAUGAAGGCGGGAAGCAAUAUGGGAUAUUGUUUCGUUUAUCAAAUAGGCGAUGCCUCUUAUUGACAGAUUUAUUUGAUGACAAGAAUCGUGAUUGACAUUAAUUCUGUAUAUUGAUUUAAAAGCGUUAGGUUAUUAUGUUUCAAACCAGUUUUUCAGUAGAAUAGCAAAGAGAAAGAAAUCAUCUCAUACAGUCUGUAUUUAAAUCCGCGUACCUGAAGAAUCUGCUAUCUGUUGUGUCAAUAUGCCACCGAAGUAAGUUUAGAAGGAUGUUUUCUGAAUUUAGCCAUGAUGAGAUAAAACUUUGCUUUGCGUUUGUUCUGAUUGUGAAUUAUAAAUGUAUUUCUUUUAGAUCGAGUGAUUAUUAAAGUUUGGCUUGAGUUA